GAUUCUGGGGGAUUUAUGUGUUGCUGCAGACUCCCUCAGUGAUGUUUGUUAGAACCGACGUCGCGCUCUAGUCCAGAUAGUUUUCAACCCCCCGGAAAAACUAGAAAUGCAUUUUCGACUAUUUGUGGUAUUUACUGUAUUCCAGCAAACUUUCGAUAUUUGUUUUGGUCUACCGGAUACCAUCAAAAUAGGCGGACUAUUUCACACUGCCGGCGAUCCUCAGGAAGUUGCUUUUCGCCAAGCUGUCGAGAAAAUCAAUGCGGACCGUUUGAUAUUGCCCGGUUUAAAGUUGGUACCCGAAAUUGAAAUUAUCUCCCCCCACGACAGCUUUCACGCAUCAAAACGAGUAUGUUACCUUCUCAAAUUAGGAGUAGCUGCAAUUUUCGGGCCACAGUCAUCCCACACAGCUGGUCAUGUACAAAGUAUAUGUGAUACAAUGGAGGUCCCCCAUUUAGAGAAUAGAUGGGACUAUAGAUUGCGACGAGAAAGCUGUUUAGUAAAUUUAUACCCCCAUCCCAGCACACUCUCUAGGGCCUACGUAGAUAUUGUUAAAGCUUGGGGCUGGAAAUCUUUCACCAUAAUCUAUGAGAACAAUGAUGGGCUAGUUCGAUUGCAGGAGCUGCUGAAAGCACAUGGACCUUCUUCAUUUCCGAUUACAGUGAGGCAGUUGAGUGAUACUGGCGAUUACAGGUUACUUCUAAAGCAAAUUAAAAACUCAGCGGAGGCACAUAUCGUUUUGGACUGUUCAACAGAUAAAAUCUACGAAGUCCUGAAACAAGCCCAACAAAUCGGGAUGAUGAGCGACUACCACAGUUACUUGAUAACAUCAUUAGACCUGCACACUCUAAACCUAGAAGACUUCAAAUACGGUGGAACUAAUAUAACUGCAUUUCGAUUAAUCAAUGCCAAGACAGUCCAGGAUACAAUAAAAAAUUGGGGAUCUGGAAACAUAACAUCUGUGAGAGCCGAAACCGCCCUAAUGUAUGACGCAGUACAUCUUUUCGCGAAAGCUCUCCAUGAUUUAGAUACAAGUCAGCAAAUCGACAUUCACCCCUUAUCGUGUGAUGGUCAAGAUACUUGGCCCCAUGGGUACAGCCUAAUUAAUUAUAUGAAAAUAGUAGAAAUGAAAGGCCUAACAAAUGUGAUAAAAUUCGAUCAUCAAGGAUUUCGUACUGACUUCAUUUUAGACAUAGUAGACUUAGGACCCAACGGCCUCAGAAAAAUCGGCACAUGGAAUUCAUCGCUUCCGAAUGGCGUGAAUUUCACUAGAACUUUCCGGGAUCAGCAACGAGAAAUCGAGGAGAAUUUGAGGAAUAAGACAUUGGUGGUGACGACGAUAUUGAGUGCUCCCUACUGCAUGAGAAAAGAUUCGUCCGACAAACUCAGUGGUAACGAUCAAUUCGAAGGAUAUGCAAUCGACCUAAUUCAUGAGAUAUCCAGAAUAUUGGGAUUCAGUUAUACAUUCCGUUUGGUUCCUGAUGGUCGCUAUGGUAGCUACAACAAGCAAAUAGGUGAAUGGGAUGGGAUGGUUCGCGAAUUGCUGGAGCAGCGAGCAGAUCUAGCUAUUGCUGAUCUAACAAUAACCUUUGACAGGGAGCAGGUCGUAGAUUUUACUAUGCCCUUCAUGAAUCUCGGAAUCACGGUGUUAUACAGGAAACCAGUUAAGCAGCCUCCAAAUUUAUUCUCAUUUCUAUCGCCACUUUCAUUAGACGUCUGGAUUUACAUGGCGACUGCAUAUUUGGGAGUGUCCGUUUUACUUUUCAUUCUGGCAAGAUUCACCCCAUACGAAUGGCCCUCAUAUGGAAACAACAAUUCAGAGAAGGUCGAAACCCAGUUCACUUUGCUGAAUUGCUUAUGGUUUGCAAUUGGCUCACUGAUGCAACAAGGUUGUGACUUUCUGCCAAGGGCUCUGUCAACACGAAUGGUAGCCGGUAUGUGGUGGUUUUUCACUUUAAUCAUGAUCUCCUCAUACACUGCCAACCUAGCUGCAUUUUUAACCGUCGAACGAAUGGAUUCACCAAUUGAAAGUGCCGAUGACUUGGCGAAACAAACAAAAAUCAAAUAUGGUGCCCUAAGGGGCGGCAGUACUGCUGCUUUCUUUCGAGAUUCUAAAAUAUCAACAUAUCAAAGGAUGUGGUCUUUCAUGGAAUCAGCGAGACCCUCUGUUUUCACGUCCAGCAAUCAAGAAGGUGUUGAACGGGUUAUUAAGGGAAAAGGCAGCUACGCCUUUUUAAUGGAAUCAACAUCUAUUGAGUAUGUAACAGAAAGAAAUUGUGAUCUUACACAAGUAGGAGGAAUGCUAGAUACUAAAGGCUAUGGGAUCGCAACCCCGCCAAAUUCUCCUUACAGGACAGCAAUAAAUGGGGCCGUUCUCAAAUUACAAGAGGAAGGAAAACUGCAUAUACUUAAAACUCGAUGGUGGAAAGAAAAACGAGGUGGAGGAGCGUGUAGGACAGAACCAUCGAAAUCAACAUCAGCUGCCAAUGAAUUGGGUCUAGCGAAUGUUGGUGGAGUGUUUGUUGUCCUCAUGGGAGGAAUGGGAGUCGCUUGUGUCAUAGCUGUUUGUGAAUUUGUCUGGAAAUCUCGAAAAGUAGCCGUUGAGGAACGUCUUAGUGCCAUCCUGCAUGACUGAGAAUUAACCGAAUUGUAGCCUAAUCUCUAUAUCAUCUCAUAAAACCGAUCGAUUGCAACGGAUCCUGUAUUAUUUGGUUUUUACUGUAAGUAGAGGUCAUAAGAAAUCAUACUUUUCCUGAAAAUACGUUAUCUUGGGACUUUUUUUAAAGCAACUAACAAACUGUGCUUUAAUUCUGUAAAUUUUAGAAUUUGUAAAAAUUUGAAAUGAAUUAAUUAUAUAUUAAAAUGAAAUCAAUGAUUCGUUUCCAUUACAAUAAAGAAUGCAUUGAAUUCAAGAUGUACAACGUGUUAUUAAUCUUUAAGAUGUAAGAAAUGAUCAAGUUAAACUAUUAUUAUUAAAAAAAACUUGUGUAGGUGCAUAAUUCAGAUAAAAGUCUCCAUUUUAAUUUAUCUUAAACUACAUUGAAUUUAGGGAAAGCAUCAUAAGAAACAUAAACUUUAAAGUCAGCUUAAGUCUAUCCUAGGGAAACACUGUACAAUAUUUAAGACACUGUUCGUAACCCCGUAAUUGUAUUAUAUUUUUUAAUACAGUUUGGAGUAUAUAAUAUUUAUAACGAUAAUAAACAAGAUUAAU
Hermetia illucens (black soldier fly) is the source of this 3208-nucleotide messenger RNA. RefSeq names its product glutamate receptor ionotropic, kainate 2 (gene KaiR1D). Gene Ontology annotation, biological process: modulation of chemical synaptic transmission; monoatomic ion transport; synaptic transmission, glutamatergic. Gene Ontology annotation, cellular component: plasma membrane; postsynaptic membrane. The transcript has 16 exons. Gene Ontology annotation, molecular function: glutamate-gated receptor activity; transmitter-gated monoatomic ion channel activity involved in regulation of postsynaptic membrane potential. Bases 107 to 2632 code for a protein of 841 amino acids. The record is from RefSeq and is a predicted model, not a curated record. NCBI's taxonomy places the organism in Eukaryota, Metazoa, Arthropoda, Insecta, Diptera, Stratiomyidae.